Mycena citricolor is the source of this 748-nucleotide messenger RNA. Lineage: Eukaryota; Fungi; Basidiomycota; Agaricomycetes; Agaricales; Mycenaceae. The record is from the annotation of a GenBank genome assembly.
CAAUGGUCUAUCCGCCAAAAGUCAAUCCAAACCUAUCGAUGGCUCGAAAAUCGCGUACGGUGUGGGCUGGAGGACGCGAAGAAUGGCCACCAGGGGACGUCACUUCGAUUUCGACAUCAAGAUAGCCCUUUUCAGCCACACCAGGCGAUGCAAAGAUGCCAUCUCUGUCAUUGCCACUGAAUGCCCCGCCCUCGUCAAUGAUCAACGCAAACGGCAUGUCAUCGCCAUAUGUGUCCUCCAGUUCCGUCGCGAUGGCUCCAGAUCCCUGAGCUCCAGACAGCUGUUCGUCGAAACCGACCGAAAGUACAAUCGUUCGCAAGGGAUGAAAACCCGUAUCGACCAGGGUUUCGAUCGUAUUCCUAUCACGUCUUGGAACCGAAUCACAAGCAGGAAAGGGAUGGCUGAUGCGUACAUAACGGCGGUGAGGCGGCUCUUGUCGUCAGAGGCCCCGCGGCCCCAAACGUAUUCACCUGCACAUCAUGAGCUCCCUCACACAAGGCCAUCUAUGUAUCAGUCUGCUGACCGUCAUAGUCCGCGCUAAACGGAAGAACUAUUCACGCACCAUCCAAUGUCUCUUCGUCGACCGGAACCACAUCUUCAUCCAAGUUUCUAUCCAAAGCAUCGCUCCGAGGGAAUCGUACUCACCUUGAUGGGCCGUGAGCAGAAUGGGGGCUAGCGAUUCAUCCGACCCUUGCCAUGUGUAGACCAGUCCGUACUGGUUCACUGUUUUCAUUUCCAAAUGAUCAUG